AUGAGGCCUAUUUCUGUGGCUGAGGGCGAAGGAUUCAAAGAAAUGCUGACCACCUUUGAAUCAGGUUACACUGUGCCCUCUAGGCGCCAUUUCACUACUUUGAUGGAGAACAAUUGGGAUCUUGUCUCCUUCAAUUUGACAACACUGCCAGUUGAAGAACGCCACACAGCAGAAAACAUUGCCUCCUGGCUGGAGAAUGUGGCAGAAAAAUGUGAUAUUUCGUUUGAGAAUGUCCUUGCUGUUGUCCAUGACAAUGCACGUAACAUUGUGGCAGCUCUCAGAAUCUUGGAAGAGAGAUUUGGGGUGGUAUCCCAUCGUUGUGCUGGGCAUACACUACAACUUGUAGUCAACCAUGCAAUGGACAACCCUGUGAUUAACAAGGCACUCUCAGCUACACGGUGCCUCGUGAAACGCAUAAAGAAAAGUGAGCCAGCUACCACUAAGCUGAAGCUAAAACAAAAACAGAUGGGCACAGUUGAACAUAAAUUGAUACAGGAUGUAGCAGUCCGUUGGAACAGUUCAUACUAUAUGAUUGAACGUCUUUUAGAGCAGCGAUGGCCAGUGGUUGCGAUACUAUCAGAUCCAGAAAUCACACAGCGCGGAAAGCACUAUCUUGAUCUGAAAAACGAUCAAUGGAUUCUUCUGGAGGAACUGGAAAAGGUGCUCAAGCCCUAUGAGCAAGCCACGGUUUUCCUUAGUGGUCAAUCUUAUGUCACAGCCUCUGUUCUCCCCCCCCUGCUGAAGGUUCUCCUGAAAUCCACCCGAAAUAAAUCAUUUGAUUCUGCUGCCAUGACCUUUUUCCAGAGCAAAGCAGAAGAGGAGAUAUUGUCAAGGUGGCAGGAGGUGUUUGUAUUUCAAGAGGAUGGGAAAAAUGUGUCUCUCAUUGCUGCUGCACUUGAUCCCCGUUUUCGGAAAUUGAAGUUCCUUCCAGCAGAUGAUGCACUCAAACUACAAGUACAAAUACAGACUGUUGCUCUUGAUAUCAGAAGGAAGCAGAGAUUGUUACAGACAGCUGUGGGGCAGGAAGCCUCAGCAAGCUCCCCACCAAAGAAGAGGUCCUGUUCUUUGUUGGACACUUUGUUGGGCACAGGUUCUGAGGGGGAAAACGGCAGUGAAGAAAACAUGGACCAGGAGGAUGGUGAUGGGGACAGAGAGACAGUCAGGAAAGAGGUGUUUUUGUAUUUUGGGGAAAACCCUAUCCCAAGGGAUAAUAACCCCCUUACAUGGUGGAAGGAUAAUGCCAUAAGGUUCCCUGCCCUGUCUGCAGUAGCCAAAUCCUAUUUGUCUAUACCUGCCACAUCAACGCCAUCUGAAAGGCUUUUCUCAGUUGCUGGGAACAUUGUUACUAAAAAAAGGGCAAGCCUGACUCCUGAGCAUGUUGAAAUGCUCACAUUCCUCCACUCCAAUAUAUGA
Messenger RNA from Xyrauchen texanus (razorback sucker), 1413 nucleotides. RefSeq names its product E3 SUMO-protein ligase ZBED1-like. The transcript is spliced from 2 exons. The record is from RefSeq and is a predicted model, not a curated record. Gene Ontology annotation, molecular function: protein dimerization activity. The coding region runs from base 1 to 1413 and encodes 470 amino acids. NCBI's taxonomy places the organism in Eukaryota, Metazoa, Chordata, Actinopteri, Cypriniformes, Catostomidae.